Molecule: messenger RNA, 573 nt
Organism: Diaporthe amygdali
Lineage: Eukaryota; Fungi; Ascomycota; Sordariomycetes; Diaporthales; Diaporthaceae
Exons: 2
Coding region: 1-573 (190 amino acids)
Source: RefSeq, a predicted model, not a curated record
AUGGGUGAAGGCCCUGUUGUUGCCAUCAUCCGUGGUCUUAAGGUUCACAUCCGAGUUCUCGACAAAUUCCUGUACAACAAUGGCUGCCAUAACACCAAAGGCUAUCCACCUUUCUACGAGCAGGAUCCGGACGAGUUCUCAACACUUUUGCGUACAAGACUCAGUGGAAAUAAUGCGAAGACAAGGUUAUUCAUUCCAGCAAGGACGGACCAUAAUCAAAGCAAAUUUGGCUAUAUAGCCUGGGCAUACGAAAUGGUAUAUGCGCAGAAGGAGGUCUGUCUUGAAGAAGACCUCCCUGCGGAUCCUCCAAAGGGAUGGGAUGCUCUAAAGAAUGAAAUUCUUUCAUUCAGCACCAGCGAAGACGCGAUUUCGGAGGCAUCCGGCCACGGAAAGACAGGUGUCUUCGUUAUCGUUUGUGAGGAGAGGAGCUACACUCCACCGUCUAUUAAUCAAAGACCUUCUCACUGUGACCAAUGCGAAGCCAUAUUGGACUCCUUUAUCGAUCGCCAAAGGCAUCGCAUGACUAAGCACGGAUCGGAGGAAGGCUUGGACCCGCUGCCAGACGACGAAUAA